CUUCCUUCUAACCCUCUAUUCUUAUUCUAACUUUGCCCACACUCAAACAACUCCUCUAAACCAAACCUCCAUUUUACAGGCAAACUCUCUCUAUACUUCCAUCUCUUCUAACCAUUUCUUGGCCUGCAAAGAUGUCCCAACAAGAUGCACAACAGACACCUCUAAUUUACCCUGUUUCCGAAACCAAUCCGCCAGCCCACCGCCAGUCAGAUGGCUCGUUCGGAGCGGUUUUCAUAGUUCUGGCGGUCAUAGUGGUGAUAUCAGCCGUUGCUUGCUUUCUUGGGCGGCUGUGUAGUAAGCGUCAUAGCAAGUUCAAACCGUCUAAGCAGGGUGGUCAUGCUAAUCGCCCACCUAAAGAGAAAGAUAUGAAGCAUAACCGUAAUGCAUUCCAGACUAAAGAUGGGGAUAUUGAGUUUGGGUUUGAUAAAAGGUUUUCGAGUGCUAAAGUGGCUGCUAAUGGAGAACCCGCCAUGGGGAGGCCUAACUCAUUCCGUGAACCAAAUAUGGGGCGGCCUAAUUCGUUCAAGGAACCGUCUAUGGGAAGGCCUGAAUCGUUCCGAGAACCAUCUAUGGGAAGGCCUGACUCAUUCCGGGAACCGUCUAUGGGAAGGCCUAACUCAUUUCGUAAGGGUGAGUUUAGAGAUGAUCAGGUGAGGUUUGCAGCUAAUCAAGAUCAUGAGAUGAAUUUCAAAUCUGGUAAUGGACCACAGCAUUACUGAUGUAGCACCUUGUUGUAAGAUACAUUUGGCUAAAGUUUGGCUGAAUAGAUGUUCUUUAAUGGUGGUUGUUAUUGCAUGUAUUACUCCUUAUGAAUUAUAGGAUUAGCUAUGAAGUGGUUGUGGACUUAAUAUCUUCAAUUUAUUAAGGUUUAACUUCAAGUUGUCCUUUUUCUCUGUACUCAGGCUUAGGGCCUGUUUUUUAGCAGCUUAAUGAGCUUAAUGGGACUCAUAGCUUAUUCGUUCAGCUA
This is a messenger RNA of Cynara cardunculus var. scolymus (artichoke), 967 nucleotides long. RefSeq lists its product as uncharacterized. The record is from RefSeq and is a predicted model, not a curated record. The coding region runs from base 132 to 719 and encodes 195 amino acids. Lineage: Eukaryota; Viridiplantae; Streptophyta; Magnoliopsida; Asterales; Asteraceae. The transcript has a single exon.